UGUUAGUGGAAAGACUGUUUACUUCAGUUCAGUGUAAUUCUUGUUUCUUUUUUCUAACACCUCAGAAAAUGGGGAUUGAUUCUGGAGUCAAUAUUUCAGAAGAUGGAGGAAAAAGUGUCUUUACCCAACUGGAGCACAACAUAGUGGCUGCAUACCUUAUCACUGCAGGUGUCAUUAGUUUAACGAGUAAUAUCGUGGUGCUGCUAAUGUUUGUGAAGUUUAAGGAGCUCCGCACUGCCACAAACUUCAUUAUAAUCAACCUGGCCUUUACUGACAUAGGAGUGGCUGGUAUCGGCUAUCCUAUGUCAGCUGCCUCGGACAUCCAUGGCAGCUGGAAAUUUGGCUCCACUGGUUGUCAGAUCUAUGCAGCUCUCAACAUCUUCUUUGGCAUGGCCAGCAUCGGCCUGCUGACAGUGGUGGCCAUCGACCGCUACCUCACCAUCUGCAGACCGGACAUAGGGCAGAAAAUGACUGUGCGAUCAUACAACCUUCUUAUUCUGGCAGCAUGGCUGAAUGCUGUGUUCUGGUCCUCAAUGCCUAUAGUGGGCUGGGCUGGAUACGCCCCGGACCCCACUGGAGCUACAUGCACCAUCAACUGGAGACAGAAUGAUGCCUCUUUCAUCUCUUACACUAUGGCAGUGAUUGCUGUGAACUUUGUGGUGCCUCUAUCUGUCAUGUUUUAUUGUUACUACAACGUGUCAGUCACUGUGAGGAGAUACAGAGCCAGCAACUGCCUGGACAGCAUCAACAUCGACUGGUCAGAUCAGAUGGAUGUCACAAAGAUGUCAAUAGUGAUGGUUGUCAUGUUCUUGGUGGCCUGGUCUCCAUACUCCGUGGUGUGUCUCUGGGCAUCGUUUGGUGACCCGAAGACUAUCCCUGCUCCCAUGGCUAUCAUCGCUCCACUCUUUGCCAAGUCCUCCACUUUUUACAACCCCUGCAUUUAUGUUGUUGCCAACAAAAAGUUCAGAAGAGCCAUCAUAGGGAUGAUCCGAUGUCAAACCAGACAGCGAAUCACCAUUAGUACGCAGGUUCCCAUGACAACCUCCCAACAACCUCUGACCCAGUGAGCUGAAAAUGUAUCAGUCUCAUAUUGCAUUAAUAUGCCCUAGCAUUAAAACCAUGUAUAAAAGACUAGGAUGAAAUAACAUGAA
This is a messenger RNA of Micropterus salmoides (largemouth bass), 1151 nucleotides long. It is a transcript of the gene rrh, whose product is annotated as retinal pigment epithelium-derived rhodopsin homolog. The coding region runs from base 69 to 1067 and encodes 332 amino acids. Gene Ontology annotation, biological process: G protein-coupled receptor signaling pathway; visual perception. Gene Ontology annotation, molecular function: G protein-coupled receptor activity. Gene Ontology annotation, cellular component: membrane; photoreceptor outer segment. NCBI's taxonomy places the organism in Eukaryota, Metazoa, Chordata, Actinopteri, Centrarchiformes, Centrarchidae. The transcript is spliced from 7 exons. The record is from RefSeq and is a predicted model, not a curated record.